Aspergillus uvarum CBS 121591 is the source of this 325-nucleotide messenger RNA. RefSeq lists its product as uncharacterized. The transcript has a single exon. NCBI's taxonomy places the organism in Eukaryota, Fungi, Ascomycota, Eurotiomycetes, Eurotiales, Aspergillaceae. The record is from RefSeq and is a predicted model, not a curated record. The coding region runs from base 104 to 271 and encodes 55 amino acids.
UUGUGGCUUCUUCACCUACUAUGUCCGAUGCGAGCCGACACUUGUUCUCGGAUUUCAGGGGAGACAGAAUCAACCUCUGCCGGAGAACGGAACCAUUCUCCUAAUGGGGGCUCCGGCCCUCCUUGUUGCAGUGCAGGCAAAUCCUGUGCCAAUCAAAAACAAACCACCUAGAUCUCAAGUUACCGGAAUCAAGGAAGCCAGCAGGUUUUGGCCGUCAGCCUCUUCAGCAAUCGGAGCCGAUACGCUGCCCCGGGACAAGCCAAUGCAAUGAGCGUUGAGACAGCGGGUGAUCACAAAGACGCUAAGGGCAGGGAACCGGAAUGUG